Zingiber officinale is the source of this 674-nucleotide messenger RNA. RefSeq names its product PLAT domain-containing protein 3-like. The coding region runs from base 1 to 606 and encodes 201 amino acids. The record is from RefSeq and is a predicted model, not a curated record. Lineage: Eukaryota; Viridiplantae; Streptophyta; Magnoliopsida; Zingiberales; Zingiberaceae. The transcript has a single exon. Gene Ontology annotation, molecular function: protein binding.
AUGGCUCCGUCUCGCCUCGUCUUCCUCCUCUCCACCCUCCUCCUCCUCCUCCCCUUCUUCCUCACCUCCGCCGACGAAGACGACCAGUGCGUCUACACUCUCUACGUCAGCACCGGCACCGUGAUCAAGGCCGGCACCGACGCCACCAUCGGACUCACGCUAGGCGACGAGGCAGGGCAGUCGUUCACGGUGAGGGACCUGCGCAAAUGGGGCGGCCUCAUGGGCGCCGACCACGACUACUUCGAGCUCGGCGCCCUCGACGCCUUCAGCGGCCGAGGGCCCUGCGGCCUCCGCCUCCCCAUCUGCCGCAUCAACCUCACCUCCGACGGCGCCGGUCGUCACCACGGCUGGUACUGCGACUACCUCGAGGUGACCGCCACUGGGCCCCACCUCCCCUGUUCCCAGACCCUGUUCUACGUCCGCCAGUGGCUCGCCACCGACGCCCCGCCAUACAGCCUCUACGCCACCGUCGACGGCUGCGAUCAGCUCCAGGGAGCUCCUCGCCAGCCGACCGAUCAACGCCGCCUAGUCGUCGGAGAUGGCGCCGCCGAUGCUCGUGAUUCUUCUUCUCUGUCUUCCUCCUCAACGCCUGUUGACUCCGCGUGAUCACAUAGCGAGAAGCAUAAUGCAUCUGAUAGAAAAUAAUAAUCAUGAAGAAUUCUCCUGCUUUUCUG